Lingula anatina is the source of this 3111-nucleotide messenger RNA. Its product is annotated as cadherin-87A. The record is from RefSeq and is a predicted model, not a curated record. Gene Ontology annotation, cellular component: plasma membrane; catenin complex. Gene Ontology annotation, biological process: multicellular organism development; cell migration; homophilic cell-cell adhesion. Gene Ontology annotation, molecular function: calcium ion binding; beta-catenin binding; cadherin binding. NCBI's taxonomy places the organism in Eukaryota, Metazoa, Brachiopoda, Lingulata, Lingulida, Lingulidae.
AACUGUUUGCAUUGAAUGAGACAACAGGAAGCCUUUCCACCAACAAGUCAUUAGUGGGUCACUCAGGAACAUACAGAUUUACUGUAGAAGCUACAGAUCAUGGCGUACCUGAGAGACGUGUCUCCCUAACAAGAGUGGUGAUAACGGUAUUAGCAACCAAUCAGCGAGCUCCCCGUUGGAUCUGGCCAGCGGGUAAUAAUCAGACUAUUGAGGUGCUUGAGAACCAGUAUGUAGGCUUGGUGGUCACUGACAAGCCAUAUGCUGUGGAUGAUGAUGAUGGCCCCAGUGGGAAAAUCACAUAUGGUUUCUAUGACAAUAGAUUUGUAAAGGAAACUCCAGAAUUCACCAUUAACCCUAUCACUGGUGUCAUUUCAGCCAAGGUGAUAUUUGAUAGGGAGGAAAAAGAUACAUACACACUGCUGUUAGUUGCCCGUGACAAUGGUCAGCCUCCACUGCAGUCCAACAGGUACUUGACUGUGAAAGUGCUAGAUGUCAAUGAUAACCCACCGUCAUUCCCAACAUUCCAAAAUGGAAGUACAAUACCAGUGACAUUCUUUGUUCCUGAAGGAGUGAAGGAUUACUUUGUUGGUCAAGUCAAUGCUACAGAUAAGGAUACAGGAAGAUAUGCAGACAUUUAUUACUACAUUGACGGUGGCAAUUUCAACAACUCUUUCAAGAUAGAUAAUAGAACAGGAAGAAUCGUCACUAAUAAGGCGUUAGACAGAGAAACCAUCAGCAAGUUUGUCCUAACAGUCAGAGUGACGAAUAAUCUCAAUGAUGAUAAUGUCAUUAAUGUUAAUGAAGAGCCUUACCCUAACCCAACAUAUGUCAUGGUCACCAUUAUUGUUACUGAUACUAAUGACAAUGGACCAAUAUUUACACUUAAUGAGUAUUAUGCCUUUGUCCCAUUAAGGGCACCAUUCUGGUACUUGGUCACAGAUGAAAUAUCCGCAACGGACAAAGAUGGUGGCUCUAAUGGCAAUGUCACCUUCCGUAUUGAUCAGACUAUUGUGUCAAAGGAAGAUACUAAUAUAAUAUACACAGUUGAUAAUGCAAUGACCAUUGGUUUGUUGAAUGCUACUGUGUAUACCAUAUCUCUUAUGGAUAAUUACAAAGAUGUUCGAUUUGAUAUGGUCAUUGAUGCAUCAGACUCUGGAGAAAUACCAAGGUCUAUGAAGUCUAAUCUAAAGGUCUGGGUGGCAGAUGAAACAAAUGAGAUUGUCCUGCUCAUAAAACAACCACCAUAUUGGGUUCGAAGAUACAAGGAAAAAAUCAUACAACUGAUAACUUCAAUUGUGGGAGCAAAGACAGUAUUCAUUGAUGAAUCUGAAAUCAGAUUCCACCAAGUUGGUGAUUAUGUCAAUGAAAAAUGGACCGAUGUUGUCAUCUAUGUGGUUGACAACAAGACCAACUUCCUGAUGGAUGGGAAAGCUGUCGCAGCUACACUUAAAGGGAAGCUGACAGGAGAUGAAAAAGGAGCGUUUGCUUUAUUACAUGUGGCAGAUGCACAGCCUGGUGUAGCUGCAGCUUCGACUGGUGGAGGAGUAGAUUGGGGUGCCCUUGCUGGAGCCAUUGCAGCUCUUCUGGCAUUGUUAUUACUGCUACUGUUGUUGUUAUGUUGUUGUUUACCAUGCUGUGCUAAGUGCUGUGGAGGGUGCUGUGCCCCUGUUGGUGCAGGUGCUGGAAAAGAAAAGUUAGCUGCAGUAAGUGCAGGAGCGGGAACUGGUGCAGGAUAUGGAUAUGGAGCAGGCAGUGCAUAUGGAUAUGAUUCCUUCAACAACCAAGCCUUUGAAUUUGAUGAGCUACAUAGCACAGGGGGAGUGGUAGCAGUAGCUGGUGGUGGAGCAGGUGGUUACUCCCAUGAAGAAAGGAUCGAGCGAGAGCAAUUUGAGUUUGCCAGCAUGGAGAGAAGUGGUGUCGAGCAGGCGGUAGAGGCAGCAGAUGAGGUUGAUGCAAACUACACCAUUGUGGCUGGUUUGGCUGGAGGAGAGCAGGGAGCAGCGGCAGCACAAGGGACAGAUGAGUACACCAUUGUUGCUGGCUUGGCAGGUGGAGAGCAUGGAGGGCAGGCCCAGAUUGCAGAGUCUGCCUUUGUUGGUACCAUUCAUGCCACUACUGCUGGUGGGACCUCCACUAUGAGAUCAGGUGGAAGCAGCAAUGGCGGCGUCACAAUCCGCACUGGACAGUCUUCCAUGAACCAUGUUGAUUCUGGUCCUGCCGCUUCUGUGUAUUCAGAAUCCAUAUACAGCAGCAGGGAUGGCUCAGCUUAUGGUGUCCCAGUUGGUACAGCAGGAUUUACUAUUCAGACAACUGAAACUAGAAUGGCUGCUCCACCACCAGUUGCUGGUUUCACCAUCCAGACGACAGAAACAACAAGAGCUGCACCUCCACCAACUGCAGGUUUUACCAUCCAGACAACAGAAACCCAGAGGGCAGCACCUCCUCCACAAACUGCUGGUUUUACCAUCCAGACAACAGAAACCCAGAGGGCAGCACCUCCUCCUCAAACUGCUGGCUUUACUAUUCAGACCACAGAAAAGGUGACCUCCUCCCAACCCCCACCGCCACCACCUCAGCCCACUGGUCAGUCAUGGCAUUCUGGAAGUUUGACCUUCCGACCAGAAGUUGGCUCACCAGUGCCCCAACAUGGCAUGACCGUUCACACUGAAGAAGUGGUACAGCAGCAUGCCCCUCCAAUGGUUCAAAGCCCCAAUGGAACCCUGCACUCUGGAAGCCUUACCUUCCGUGCUGAUGACUUGCCAUCUCAGAGAUCUGCUGGUGGAACAAUGCAUACAGGUAGUGUGACCAUACGCCCGGAAGAUUUACCUGAUGCCCAUCUGGCUGGCGUCCAUGCUCCACUGACUGGGGUCCAUACUACGACCACCUAUGGAAGAUCUACUGUCCAUCCUGAUGAUCAUGUCCGCACUGGAACCAUGGUGUCAGGUGGCAGCAACACAGUGCGUACAGGGACAAUGCAGAGCAAUGGUAGAGCCAAUAGCUUUACACAUUCUGGUUCUGGAGGUCCAUACACAAGUGUAGAGAAUGGAUUUACUGUGGUUCAUCCACAGUAAAUGAGAAAUAUAUGUAUUAAUUAUUACUAUUAUUAUUAUU